UCACACAGCCCUUUUGAUCGUAUUAAAAUGGUUUCGAACUUACCGAACGAAAGUUUACAACAUAUAUUUAGUUAUAUAAAAGAUACUAACACUUUAUAUUCAAUCAUACAAGUAAAUCAUACUUGGUGUGAAAAUGGAAUUAAAUUUUUAUGGAAGAACCCUUUUAAGAACUCUUAUGAAAAUCCUCAUAGAAAUAAUUUACACUUAAUAAAUCGUACAAAAAUCUUACCUAUUUUAAUACCUAACUUGAAGAGAGAUAAUAUUAUAACUUCUGACACUUUAUUUUAUUAUCAUUGUUUUAUUACACAUUUAGAUUUUGAUAAUUUGUUUAGAAUUGUCUUAACAUUUUUUGAAAGAAACAAACAAGAUAUAAAAUGCGCAACAGAAUUUAUGGAACAAUUCCGUCCUGGAGCCUCGUCUCUAUUCGUGUGUUCUCAGAAUGAAAAUUCGAAAUUAAAACAAAUUCUAACAGUAAUUUCAAUAAUUUUAACAAUUUUAGCAAAUGGAAGUGCUAACAUUAAAUGGCUUAAAAUAGAUUUAAAAAAUGAUGAUAUUAAAAAAUUAUUACAUAACAGAGAAAAUAAUGAGGAUGAUCCUGAUGGGAUAUCAUUAAGUUCCGACAUUAUUAGGGAUACUGUUACCAAAAUUGAAGAAUAUCUUAUCGCUAAUCUAAAAUUGGACAAGACAAAAAUUUUAUUCAUGAAUUUAGAAUAUUUAGAAUGCGGUCAAUUAUCUUUCAAGCUUCCUACCUUGGAAAUUUUAUCAAAUGUUUGCAAAAACUUGAAAGUUAUUAAAAUUGAUGAACGUUACUUUCAAAUAAUUCAAAGACCGUUGAUAUCUUUAAUAAAAAAUCAGUAUAAUCUUGAAGAAAUACGAAUUGCUGGAAUAUUCAAUAAUCCAUUGAAUCCAAAUUAUGAGGAAAUUAUGUAUGGGAUAAUCUCAUCUUUGAAAUCAGUUUCUCAUUCCAUUAAAAAAAUUGAAAUAUGUGGUUUAAUUAUAAUUAAUGAUGAAACAUUUUCGUUUUUAUGUAAAUGUAAAAAUCUAGAAAUUUUAAAAUUAGAAGAUUCUUAUAUUUCAUCUAAAAAUUUUGAAUGGAUUGCUUUAGCAGAAUUACCGAAAUUAUGUUCUUUGGAGAUUGUUAAUGUAAGCAGUAAUGAAGAAAUUGUUAAGAUAACAAAUCCUAUUCGAGUAAUUUCUCAAAAUAAAAUAAUUUUAAAAAAUUUAGUAGAACUUGUCAUAGAAAACAUUUUUAUAGAAAAUCAUAAUCUAUUAGAAGUAAUUGGUGAAAAUUGCAGAAACUUGGUGAACUUUUUUACAAUAAUCACUGCGGAUAAUGAUAUAUCAUCCUUAUUCACUAUCCUUAAAAAUAAUUUAAAGCUUAAAGAUCUUCGCUUAACACUUCCGACGUUAUAUUUUUCUAAUGUUAAUACUGGAUUUAUCAUAGAAUUGGCAAAGUCUUUACCUAGAACGGUUAAUUCUAUAUAUCUUUCAAACCUAAUAAAUAGUGUCAAUGAAUAUAAGGAAUUUUUAGAGAAUUGUAAAGUAGAUGAAUUGAUAUAUUUUAUGAUCAAUUUCUCACCAAUUAAUGAUAUUAGUAAUAUUGAUGAGUGUGAGGAGUUCGUUAAAAGAUGGACGGAAGAGAAAAGAAAGAUGAUGUUGGAUUUUUAUAAACAGGAAGAUGAUUGUUGUAAGGUUUAUGUCUUGUGGGGUUAUUAAACUUAAACUAUGUUUAUGGAGGGAUCUGAUAGUAUUGGUUUUAAUUAAUUAAGGGAUUAAAGAAUUUUAUUUGUUCCUAAUAUAAUAGGAUUUUAAUAAUAAAUAAAUAGAUUUUAAAUAAUAAAUAAGUAGACUGUAAAUACGCUUGUCUCAUUA
Rhizophagus irregularis DAOM 181602=DAOM 197198 is the source of this 1872-nucleotide messenger RNA. RefSeq lists its product as uncharacterized. The record is from RefSeq and is a predicted model, not a curated record. Gene Ontology annotation, molecular function: protein binding. Lineage: Eukaryota; Fungi; Glomeromycota; Glomeromycetes; Glomerales; Glomeraceae.